ACUAAGCCAUGCACCAUUGAAAACCAUAUAGGUCGCCUCGGCUGAUCUAGUCACACUCGUCAAGCCUUUUCACAAAGCUGGGGUUACCAUCAGAUGAGUGUUCUCUGCAGCAGCUAGCUUCCAUACCCCCACCAUCUCUCCCCGCAAACAUGCAGACCAGCAGGGCUAUAUAAGACAUUGACUAUCCGUCGGAGUUGGAGUUCCUUCAAACUACACCUCAACUAUUCAAUAACCCCUAUACUCUUUUGAAUACAAACCUACCACAAUGCUGAACGUUCACAUGGAAAAUGUGGAGGAUCCAAAGUCCGGGAUCGACUUUGUCACGGAGAUUGACAAGAAGCACACCUCCGAGUUCGCCAACAACCCGGAGAUGGACGACUACAUUGCCAAGUUCCUUGGGCUCUCCAGUGACGCCCAGGCCAACGAAAGCCAAGAAAAGACAAUGCCGCUCAAGGAGGGGUUGAGAACCUUCCCCAAGGCUGUUCUCUGGUCCAUCAUUCUUUCCACUGCUAUCGUCAUGGAAGGCUAUGACGUCGUCUUGUUGGGUUCUUUUUACGCCCUUCCAGCCUUCUCGAAAAAGUACGGUGUUCUUAGUAAAGAUGGGACGUACACGAUUGAAGCCAAGUGGCAAACUGGUUUGAGUAUGUGCACCAACGUCGGUGAGAUCAUAGGGUUGUUUGCCGCUGGUAUCAUUGCUGACAGAAUCGGUUACCGUUGGACUUUGAUUGGCUCGCUUAUGUUGGUCAUCGGCUUUAUCUUUAUUCUUUUCUUUGCCAAGGAUCUUGCGAUGCUUGCUGUUGGUGAAAUUUUGUUAGGGAUGCCGUGGGGUGCUUUCCAGACCUUGACGGUUUCCUACGCCUCCGAAGUUUGUCCAUUAGUCUUGAGAUUCUACUUGACCACUUACGUCAACAUCUGUUGGAUCCUCGGACAGUUGAUCGCCUCGGGUGUUUUGAAGUCCUACGCUGGUUCUGCCUCAAAAUGGGCCUACAAGGUUCCUUUUGCGCUCCAGUGGAUGUGGCCUAUUCCAAUCAUGAUUGGUAUCUACUUGGCACCAGAAUCCCCAUGGUGGUUGGUUAAGAAAGGAAGAAUUGACGAAGCUAAGGUAUCGUUAGGCAGAUUGAUUUCCGAGAAUGAGAAUAUUCCGGAUAAGAGUAUUCUUGUGGAUGCAAUGACCGCCAAAAUCCAGUUGGCUAACGAAGAAGAAGCUGCGUUGGUGGCUGGUAUCUCCUAUUUCGAUUGUUUCAAGGGUGGUAACUGGAGAAGAACUAGAAUCGGUGCCAUGGUCUGGACUCUUCAAAAUCUCACUGGAUCCGCCUUGAUGGGUUACUCUACUUUCUUCUAUGAACAGGCUGGUUUGAGCACCAGUAAUUCGUUCACAUUUACGAUUGUGCAGUACGUUUUGGGUCUCAUCGGUACUGUCGGAUCUUGGUUCGUCUCUCGGAAAGUUGGUAGAUUCAAGAUUUAUUUCUUCGGUCUCUCUGCUCAGACCAUUCUUCUUAUUUUAGUCGGAGUUCUUGGGUGUCUCAACUCGAAGGGUGCCUCGUGGGGUAUUGGGACGCUUUUACUUGUCUUCACCUUCACAUACGACUUGACCAUCGGUCCGGUGUGUUACUGUCUCGUUGCCGAAAUUCCGUCCGCCAGAUUGAGAACUAAGUCGAUUAUUAUCUCCAGAAAUGUGUACAAUGUUGCUGGUAUUUUCAACGCUGUCAUCAUGCCAUACAUGUUGAAUACAGAUGCUUGGAACUGGAAGGCCAAGACUGGGUUCUUCUGGGCAGGCUUUGCCUUCCUCGGUGCCGUUUGGUGUUGGUUCGAGUUGCCUGAGACCAAGGGCAGAACUUUUGCUGAGUUGGAUACCUUGUUCAAGAACAAGGUCAAGGCCAGAGACUUCGCGAAGACCGAGGUUGUCACUUUUGAUGCUCAAGAGAUGAUGGAGAGAUUAGGUGAAGAUGGGUUGAAGAAGAUGGUGCAUGAAACCGAAGGUGCCACUACCUCUGGCUACGAUAAGGAGAGAGAAUUUUCCCCUUAAGCUUCACCUCAGAGUUCUCUUAUAGGGCUUAACUUUUCCAAGUUAGUUUUUCUUAUUUCAAUGGCGAUUUUGUUUAGUGUUUCGCCCGAUUGUUUAUCCCUUUUCCCGGUAUUUAGCUAAUCUGGUAUCGUCUGUUUAACCAUUAAUUUUAUUUUCGAGUUUUCAAUCUUUG
Molecule: messenger RNA, 2198 nt
Organism: Babjeviella inositovora NRRL Y-12698
Lineage: Eukaryota; Fungi; Ascomycota; Pichiomycetes; Serinales
Exons: 1
Coding region: 266-2026 (586 amino acids)
Biological process (GO): carbohydrate transport; transmembrane transport
Cellular component (GO): membrane
Molecular function (GO): carbohydrate:proton symporter activity
Source: RefSeq, a predicted model, not a curated record